Thlaspi arvense is the source of this 504-nucleotide messenger RNA. NCBI's taxonomy places the organism in Eukaryota, Viridiplantae, Streptophyta, Magnoliopsida, Brassicales, Brassicaceae. The record is from the annotation of a GenBank genome assembly.
AUGUGGGGCUUGUUCAAGGCGAGAAAAAUCACAAGCCAUUGCAGGACCUGGUCACAGUAUUGCUGUGACUUCAAAUGGAGUGUCUAUUCGUUUGGCUCUAACAGCUCAGGACAGCUUGGGCACGGGACUACAGAAGAGGAAUCUCGGCCCCGUCAAAUCAGAUUUCUUCAAGGCAUUCGUAUUAUUCAAGCAGCCGCCGGGGCUGGCAGAACAAUGCUGAUUAGUGAUGCUGGAAGGUUUUAUGCCUUUGGAAAAGACUCUUUCGGGGAAGCUGAGUAUGGCGCUCAAGGAAGUAAGCUAGUUACCACUCCACAGUUGGUGGAAUCCUUGAAAGAAAUAUUUGUGGUGCAAGCAGCAAUUGGAAAUUUCUUCACUGCAGUAUUGUCAAGAGAAGGGAGGGUUUAUACCUUUUCUUGGGGAAAUGAAAGCAAACUUGGUCAUCAAACAGAGCAAAUGAUGUGGAGCCCCAUCCUCUGUUGGGAGUACUGGAGAACAUACCUGUAG